AUGAGUUCUUUGGUCCACCGUUUGAAGUUCUCGCCGGCCCAGCUUCAGGCUUUUCGUUACGCGAGAUGUCUGGCUACUGCACCACCACCAACCUCGUCUUCGUCUGACAAGCCUGCGUUCUCCGAAACUCUCGCCGCCGGACCUUCGCUGGAUGACUUUAUUGCAGAUGCACCCGACCGCGUUCUUCUAGGGAAAACCAAAGGCCCCCGUUUACCGUCGUAUCUUAAGACCUCCAUACCGUCAGGAGCGUCAUUCAAUAAAAUCAAGAAAGACCUGAGGGGCCUCGGUUUACAUACAGUAUGCGAGGAGGCUCGGUGUCCGAACAUUGGCGACUGCUGGGGCGGAAAGAAGGGCGCAACAGAGGCUGAGGGCAGGAACUCAGCCACGGCAACUAUUAUGUUGAUGGGUGAUACUUGUACUCGAGGCUGUAGGUUCUGCUCCGUCAAGACCUCACGCACCCCUCCUCCCUUGGAUCCGCACGAACCUGAAAAUACUGCUGAAGCUAUUAGUCGAUGGGGUUUGGGUUAUAUCGUCCUUACUAGCGUGGACCGAGAUGACCUCAUUGAUGGUGGUGCUCAUCACUUCGCGGAAACAAUACGAAAGAUAAAGCAAAAGGCUCCCCACAUCCUCGUUGAGGCGUUGACCGGUGACUUCGCCGGAAACCUCUCGCUCGUCUCACUGGUGGCGAAAUCUGGAUUGGAUGUCUAUGCUCACAACAUAGAGACAGUUGAGGCAUUAACACCUCAAGUUCGUGACCGUCGGGCGACAUUCAGACAAAGUCUCGAAGUCCUUCGGCAUGCUAAGAACGAAGGCGUGCGGAUCACUAAGACGAGUAUAAUGCUUGGGGUUGGUGAGACCGCUGAUGAGGUGACAGAUGCUCUGAAGGAGUUACGGAAGGUUGACGUAGACGUCGUGACCUUUGGGCAAUACAUGCGUCCAACCAAGCGCCAUAUGAAGGUUGACCGUUACGUCGAGCCAGCCGAAUUCGAUCGGUGGAAGCAAGUCGCAGAAGACAUGGGAUUCCUCUACGUUGCGAGUGGGCCGCUAGUUCGCAGUAGCUACAAGGCUGGAGAGUACUACAUCGAAAACGUUCUGAGAGGCAAAGGAACCGAGAGGAAGGCAAGGGACAUGCUAUCUGCCCAACCAGAUAUGAUGUCGCCAUCGCCAUCGGCCCAAGAGUGA
Messenger RNA from Pleurotus ostreatus (oyster mushroom), 1182 nucleotides. RefSeq lists its product as uncharacterized. Gene Ontology annotation, molecular function: 4 iron, 4 sulfur cluster binding; lipoate synthase activity. NCBI's taxonomy places the organism in Eukaryota, Fungi, Basidiomycota, Agaricomycetes, Agaricales, Pleurotaceae. The record is from RefSeq and is a predicted model, not a curated record. The transcript is spliced from 7 exons. Gene Ontology annotation, biological process: lipoate biosynthetic process. Gene Ontology annotation, cellular component: mitochondrion. Bases 1 to 1182 code for a protein of 393 amino acids.